AUGCAUAGCUACGGACAGCCACCAGGGUAUCAGAGGCCCGCGAGCACAUCGAGCUUUGCGGGGCAGCAGGCCGCUCCACCACCUGUACCGCCGCCGCCGCCGGGUUAUGGAGCGUCGCAAGGAUAUCAAUCUGCUGCUCCCCAAGCACAGAACCAAUGGGCUGCGCAGACGCCAACUCAGACGUCGACUCCACAAUGGUCGCAACCGCAGCAAGCAGCGGGAGGCUACCACCCGAGCACAUAUGGAGUAAUGUCCGGAGCGUAUACCCAAGGGCAGCAGGCUUCGAACCAACCCUCGUAUCCACCACAACAGUACGAUAAACCACCUCCCCCGCCGCCCAAACCGUACGGCUUCUCAGGGGCAGUCCAACAUCAGCAGCGACUACAGCAACAUCAAAACACACAGGAUUGGUCUCAGCAAGCGCAGCAGAAUACGGGCUUUACACCUCAGGCUCAGCAGGGAGGAUAUCCAGUGCAAGGAACACCUCAACAGCCUUACAGUAAUGCAGCUCCUCCGCCUCCCUCAGCUACACCUGGGGGGUCAUAUUUCCCUCCCAGCCAAGGGGGUCGACCAGGCUCGGUGUAUGGCGCGAGUCAAGUUGGCGCGUACCCGAAUCCUUCAUCCACCGGACCACAGCAACCCUCCUCAGUCGUGAGUCCGAACGAGCAACAACCAGCAUACAUACCACCUUCCUUGAGUGGUCAAGGUGUACAAGCAUAUAUGCCCUCGAAUACGAACCCGGCACCUGGAAUCUAUGUGCCUCCUCCACCAGACGUCCCUGCAUGGCAGCAGGCACAGCACGCCCCGCUUCAGGGAGGCGUGAAGAAGUUCAGAUAUACGAAACCGACCGUAGACCCGAGCUUUUACGCUCAAGGGUAUCAGGGCAUACAACCCAUGCAGCAGCAACCAUCUCAGCCUCAAGCACAAUUUGGUCAGCCGGCUACUCAACCUCAACAUCCCCAGCAGCCGUACGCACAACCUGGGCAGAACCAGUUCGGAUCGCAAGGGCAGACGCAACAGCCGAUGCAAGGUCAAUACUCUCAACAGCAGCAGCAACCCUUUGGACAGCCAGUACAACCACAAGGUCAAUUCCAGCAACAGCCUACACAGCAAUCGCAGUACAACCAGACUCCGCAAGGGCAACAUGUUCAACAACCUACACAGUACCCCCAACAACAGAGUCAAUGGCAAUCGCCGGCGCCCGUAGAUCAAGGUAUCAACGUACAUCAGAAAGACACCCAAACGCCGUAUGGGGGUCAGCAACCCACCCAACAGCCGCAGUGGCAGCCCGGACAUCAAGCCCAUGGUUCAAUGCCAGGACAGCAGUAUUCUCAAGUCCAAGAUCAAAGCAUUCAAGCCCCAAAGCCUCUCAGUCGCACUGACACGGCUUCAUCAACGUUCUACGAAUCUAGUCCUCAAAGUCAGCCCGUCUCCCCCAUAAACAACCGUCAAAGCAUGAGCUUCGCUUCUGGACAGCCAGCAGGCACUGGACGUACAGGUUCUGUCAGCUCCAUUGCUUUGGCUAACCUGCACUCGCAGCGAGCGGACAAUAGGACGAGUUCACCUAGGCCAGCUCCGCCAAAACUUCCCACGCCGCCUCCUCCCCGUGACGAUAAAUCAAAGUUUAGUGCUUUGGGUGCUGGUGGUCCAUCUGACUGGGAGCGUUUCGGUGAAGGUGACGAGGUCGAUGACGAGGAACUUUUUGUGAAGAAGGAUGAGACGCAAAACGAGCCCACUAAGUCUGAUAGCGUCGAGCUGCCAGCUCACGUCCCUUCACCUCCUUCGACUCAUGGUUGGCCUAGUCCAGCUACACAACCAGUGCUGAGUUUGGGCGACAGGAAUGACACCUACGCACCUACUCCGCCACUUCCCACAGUUAGUCCCGCUCCACACGAUCCCUCGCAACCUCCACAGCAGAGCUUUGUAAUGGGGGAUGCGCCUGUAAUGCCUUCAAAAACGUCACCAAAACCGAUGCAAAGCACUCAGCCGCCUCCUAUCCACCAGAGCUUUGUCAUGGAUGACGGUGGUUGGGCUGCACCGAAACAGAGUACCCCGGCACAACAGGAGUCUCAACAGGGGUUCGUUAUGGAUGACGGAGGCUGGGCAACUGAGUCGGCCCCUUCGCAAGUGCGACAACAUACGCCUGCCCAACAGCACCAACAACCACCUCCAGUACAAACAGGGUUCAUUGUGAGCGAUGGUGGAUGGGCUGCAUCUCAACAAACGCCGACCCAAGCCUCAGGUUCCUGGGGAGCUCAAUCGAGCAAAAACCAUGCUACGGAGUUGAAGGCAAGGGACGAGGCAUUUGAGCGCCUUCGAACGGACUCUGAAAAGGAAAAGGCGGAUCUGCGAGCUGAGAUCAAGAGGGAAACCACAGAGAUCCGUUCUGAGAUGGAGAGGGAAAGGGCAAAUCUAAGUGCUGAGAUUGAGAAGCUCAAAGCCGAUGUCGAGACUGCUGGAAAUCAUGCGGCUACUGAGGUUAACAUCUUACAAAAACAAAUUGAAGUGAUGAACGCUGCGACAGAGCAAGCAAAGACUAAGGCCGAUGCUUCGAUCAAGGAAAAGGACAUGACGAUUGAAAGACUGGAGGAAGACGUGGAAGGUAAAGAGCAUAAUAUCGAAGAGCGAGAUGAUAUCAUAUCAGAAUUAAGGCGUCAACUCGAGGCAGAGAAGACGAAGGAAAUGCCGAAGCCUACACCUGCAGAUUUGAUCCCAGACAUUGAUCCUUGGUACGCCGGUUCGCUGGAGAGGUACAUCGCCAUGCUUCGUGGAGAAGCACGCGAGACGGAGAUUGAGAACAAAAUCAGGACAUUCAAAGCCUUUUUGAGGGCUGAGUCAGGUGUCAGAGGCAUCGAGUACUACGAUGCUCCACCUCUAGCACCAGUGCAACAACCUCCAACAUCUCACCAGCCUGAGCAAUACGAUCUUCCCCGGGACCCUCAGAAUAGUUCCACUCGCAACCACAACUUGAACAUUCACGUACCGCAAGACUUACCAGACGAGGAAGAAUACGACUAUAGUCCUGGGGGACGACCUAUGCUUAAGCAGAAUACACUUGCAUCAACCGAGAGUGUUCAGCAACACUUCAACCCUCCUGGACAGUCAACCACAAUCCUUACCCCUACGAGUUCUGUCGAUGAUGGUUCGAACAAGACGCCGGUUCAGUCGCCGCCAGAAGACCAACCACAGCGGCAGUACAAAGCUUAUGUGCCGCCUGCUGCGGCUCUUCCGAAAGACUCCGCUCCGCUGGCUCAUAGAUCAACGAUGUCGUUCUCGAACGUCUCUGCUAUAGCUACACCGACAGGUCCCAGUAAGAGUCAUGAUGAGAUUUUCUUCGAAUCAGAGGCGUCGAAGGCCGCAAGCAGGCCAACCAGUACUGAUAGUACUGAUAGCACAGCGGCUGAUGUUCCAAUACCCGCCCCUCUAAGCUUCUCGUCAAACCGCCCAGUCUCGACAGGGGGGCUAUCGAGGGCAACUCCGAUCAAUAGACUGGUAGAUCUACUACCUACUCGGACUGCACCUGCUGGACCCAACGACUCUAUAGAAAAGCUCCAGACACAGAUCGCAAGCAUCAAGCCUGACCCAAAUGACCUUGAAGGCCUCACGAAGACCUGGGAGAAAUCCGCUUCUUUAUCCCGCAGAAAAAAGGACGAUGCACGCCGUAAGCGCCAAGAAGAGAACGAAGAGCACAACGACGACUUGUUCAACAGCGAUGAGAUCUCGUAUGCUGAGAUGAAUCAACUCGAGGAUGAAUUCAAGCAGAAAGAAGGCGAGCUGAAGGCACAGGAAGACCGUGAUGAGUACAAGAGCUAUGUAGAAGCAGUAUUUGACCCAGUCUAUGACGGCCUACAGACAGAUAUCAAACCCCUUACGGAUCUUUAUGCCGAGGCUGAACAUUUACUUCAGUCUUCUGUAUCUGGGGUAAAGAGCUUAGAAGGUGGUGACACACCGAGUACAAAGGACUGCCUCGAGUUGCUCAAAGGUUUGCACGAACAGAUCGAAAAAAGGCAUGAGGGAGUUGUUCGUGUUGUGGCAGAACGAGAUAAGCGCUACAAGAAGACACAGAUCCAGCCACUUUACGCAGCUGGCGAUAUCGCGAAGAUGAAGUCAGUUGAACGUCACUUCGAAGAUGCAGAGAAACAAUCUGAGCUGCGGGCCAAGCGCGAAAAAGCAGAGCGCAUAGGUCAGCUCGUCAACAUCGCCGAAGACAUCAUGGUUCGCACCGUAGGCGUCGAGCGAAGUGAAAUCGACCGCAUCAUCGCAGCUAUUAAGGAAUUAGACGAUGGAAAAGGUGACGAAGCGUUACUCAGCCGCGCAUACAGCACCGUUUUAUCCCUAAAAUCUUCUUCCAAAACCCUACUUAGUAUAUUCAACUCGCUGGAAAUUCAACUGAACGACUCUGUCCUGGACGCUGAGAUCGCGGAAGCUAAAGCUGGGGGAGGUGACGCUAUAAAGAUACAGGAGCUGGAGAAUGAGAAGAUGGCGGGAAUGAAGAAGUUGACGGACGAAUUCGAGAGGAGGGUUGGGGUGUUGCAGCAAGAUGAAGAGGAGAUUGCAGAGUUGGUGCAGCGCAAGGGUGGGAAAGUGGAAUUGAGUGAGGAGCAGGAGAAGAAUAGGCGGUUGAAAGCCGCACUUGAAGAGGCAAAGAGGAGGAAUGGGCAUGCCUAA
Molecule: messenger RNA, 4668 nt
Organism: Cucurbitaria berberidis CBS 394.84
Lineage: Eukaryota; Fungi; Ascomycota; Dothideomycetes; Pleosporales; Cucurbitariaceae
Exons: 3
Coding region: 1-4668 (1555 amino acids)
Source: RefSeq, a predicted model, not a curated record